CUCUGUCGGUCCAUCAUAUCCAGCCUUUUGAGACCCAAGUGCCUCCUGUGUUAGGAGUGAGUAGAAAUGCCAGCACAGGAAGGCUGUCUCCUUGCUCUGGGUUCCCAUGCUGUUCCUUCCCCUUGUUGAUCAGCAGGGAAAGGCUGAAUGCCCCAGGCUGCCCUGGCACUGUGCCUGCAUCUUCUCACUGCGGGACAGAAAACAAAUGCACACAAGCCCACUUUGGAAAUUAACUGAUGAAAACCCCAAAUAACAUUGACUCUCACUGAUAAAAUAAUGCAACCUGUGUUGUAAUGCAUAGGUUUUAGAGAACACUAAGAAGCAUUGUUAUUUUCCCAUGUGUUUGUUUACUUUUCUUACAGGGAGUAUUUAUUUUUCAGCCAGUUGCAAUGUAGCUGAUGGUGAAUGGACAAUAAGGAAGGAGCCACAACAUUUUAGCUGCAAUAUAGUAGCACCUAGUGACCAGAUGGGAAUGAAUUAGCAUGGUCUGCUUGAGCACAAGUGUAAUGGGCAUCAAUAGGUGAGAAUAAGAUGCUGAUUUCAGCAGGUAUAUGGCUAAAUGCAUCAGAGGUAGCUGCCAUCACAGAGGAGGUGUUCAUCCCCACAUCUGUCCUUCCCUACUUUCCAGGCUCUGUUCUCCCAGGACUCUGAGCAAAGAAAAAAGCACAAAGGCUGAGGCACAGAGGGUUGCAGAACCAUUCCUGCUGUCCUGGAAUGGAUAAGAAACAAAGGCAGAGAUUUGGGCAACAAGGGGAGUCCUUGAAGGAUUGUUUUAAGAUAAAGGAGUGGGGAAGGAAAAGCCCCACAAAGGGGCUGUCCCCAGCCCUGUGCCUCCAGGCAGGAAGCCCAGGCAUUUUGCAUAGUCUCCUCCCCACCCAGAUGAUUUCUAGUCCAUCCUUCCGUCCGUUUGUGAUGCUGAGGGACAGGAAACCCACCUCCACACCUCCCACACAGGUAUCACCUUUGCCUCCAUAGCAAGAUGCCUUCUAGCACUUCCCUUGUGUCUUUGCUAGGAAUUAAUGAUGACGACCCGGGUGUCAGUCAGAGUUGCAGUGACUUUACAUAACCAGGUUUAGGGCUGGGACAUUCGGCAGGGAGAGUCCGUGGUGCUUUGUGACCUGAGGACAUUUUCCCUUUUCUCUUUGCCUGGCAGGUCUUCAUGAGGGGCAGCUCUGGAGCCCAGAGAGAAACACAGUGCACAGGAUGCUGAAUCUGGCCUAGUCCUGCAACCCUGCAAGCUGUGAGAGGUGCAGAGAAGUGCGGGGGAGCAGGGUUGGCACUCACACAAAGGCUCUGCUUGCACCACCCCUGAGCGAUGCUCUAGAAAACAGUGGGACCAUGAAGGGCUUAGGAGAUAACAGAAGCCGCCACCUCUCUGAUAACCUGGACUCCCCUCAAGACUCUCUUUAUGCCCCCCAGGACAGGAAUCCAUAUCUCCUCAGCCCCACUGACUCCUUCACCAUGGACCCCCGAUUCCCAGCCCAGAACACCCUCCACGGUGAUUGUCUCCUCCCACUCAACAACCAGAUCUCCAAUAGCAGCACUUUCCCGCGCAUCCAUUACAACUCCCACUUCGAGGUCCCAGAUGAGAACCCUUUUCCAAGCCAUGCCCAAGCCACCAAAAUCAACCGCUUGCCUGCAAACCUCCUUGACCAGUUUGAGAAACAGCUGCCCAUCCACAGAGAUGGCUUCAGCACCCUCCAGUUUCAGAGGAGCGAUGCAAAACACCGGAGUGAAAGCCCUGGGCGGAUCCGGCACCUUGUCCACUCUGUCCAGAAACUAUUUGCCAAGUCCCAGUCUCUGGAGGGCCCCACCAAAGGCAAUGUGAAUGGUAAGAAGGGGGCUGAUGACCCCAAGCAGAACCGAAGGAGCAAGAGCAAAGACCGAGCAAAGACUUCUGAGCCGAAGCGCAGGACCAGAUCCAACAUAUCAGGCUGGUGGAGCUCAGAUGACAACUUAGACAGUGAUACCUGCAGCUACCGCAACCCAAUGGGCCUCAUGACGCUGGGCCGGCAGCCGGACCACAGCCAGCCGAAGUACUUCAUGCAUGCUUACAACACCAUCAGCGAGCACAUGCUGAAAUCCUCCAAGAGCAAUAAUGACCUCAAGGUCACCCCUUGCACCAAUAUCCCCAUUAACAAUGACUCCAACUACAUUAAGAGGGGCUCCUGGUCCACGCUGACGCUCAGCCAUGCUCGGGAAGUGUGCCAGAAGGCCUCAGCCACAAUCGACAAAGCCUUGCUGAAAUCCAAGUCCUGCCAUCAAGACUUGGCCUACCACUACCUGCAGGUGCCUCAGGGGGAGUGGAACAACACGCUGUCUCGGGACAAAGACAGUGAGAUCCCAUGUCGGCGCAUGCGGAGCGGGAGUUACAUCAAAGCCAUGGGGGAUGAUGAUAGUGAAGACUCAGAAACCAGCCCCAAACCAUCCCCAAAAACUGCAGCUCGGAGGCAGAGUUACCUCAAGGCCACCCAACAGUCCCUGAGUGAGCAGAGCACCACCCAAAGGAGCCUGGACCGCCUGGACUCUGUUGAGAUCCUCCUACCUCCAAAGUUCCCAACCUGGGAGGAAGAAUACAACCAGAUCUCUGACAGCGUCAAUGAGUCCAGUUGUAUCAACCAGGUGAGGUGCUAGAGAGUGAAGUCCCACUGUACA
This is a messenger RNA of Phasianus colchicus (ring-necked pheasant), 2655 nucleotides long. The record is from RefSeq and is a predicted model, not a curated record. NCBI's taxonomy places the organism in Eukaryota, Metazoa, Chordata, Aves, Galliformes, Phasianidae.